This is a messenger RNA of Cuscuta epithymum, 1941 nucleotides long. The record is from the annotation of a GenBank genome assembly. Lineage: Eukaryota; Viridiplantae; Streptophyta; Magnoliopsida; Solanales; Convolvulaceae.
CGAGUCCCAGCAUUAUUCCCCCUCCGAGGCUCAAAACCCCCUCUACGCUAUAUGUUUAUGGGAGAGCGUUUUGUCUUGCGCCGAACUUCCUUUUUUUGCAGGCGGUUUAUCUCCUUACAAGUUGAUGAAGAUGCGUUAAGCUCAGCUUUCUACCUCCGCCGAGGCCGCUGUUCCACUGCCGCAGCCAAAACUGAGGCGGUGAAAGAAGCCGAUAGUGCAAAGAAGAAAGACAAGCGAUUCACUCUGCCCCCAUACACUUCUUCUAUAGAUGGCACUGCUCUUGGGAGAGAGCUCGCAGGCAGGCAUCAAGAUGCUAAGGAAAAACCUUCCACCGCCAUGACGGCACUAAAAUGGGUUCUGCAUUGCUGCCCUGAGUUGCCAAGGUCUCUUGUACAGAAGCUGUUUCGAUUAAGACAGGAAAUACGGAGAGUAAAAAAUUAUUACUAUGCCAAAAGUAGACUUUAUGAAUCAUCAGUUGUACUUAUUGGGGCAGGUCCGAAGGGUAUCCUCUACUGAUCAACAACCUCAACACAAAAGGGUCAACGCCAAGGAGUCAAUGUACAUUGGAGAUCAAAUAGUUCUUCCUAUAACAGUUGAAAAGUUUCCUGCUGAAAAACAUGUUGAGAGCCUAUGUAGUGAAGAACACUCAAAAUUUCUUCAAAGUAUCGAAUUGUACAAGGAUCCAUCUAUUCUUGUUGUCAAUAAACCCCCUGGGAUGCCUGUUCAGGGUGGUGUAGGCAUAAAAAGAAGUUUAGAUGAACUGGCUGCAAGAUACAUGCGAUAUGGCUAUCCAGAGCCCCCUCGUUUGCUCUUAUAUAGGUGCACAGACUAGAUAGAGAUUGUAGUGGGAUAUUGGUGAUGGGAAGAACACAAUUGAGCACAACAGUUUUGCAUGCCAUCUUCCGAGAGAAAACAUUUGAAGCAUCUAAUGCUGAUGCUGAAACUACAAAAAGAAACUUACAAAAGAAGUAUUGGGCACUUGUAAUUGGUUGUCCUAGACGUGCUGGAGGAGUAAUUUCAGUGCCACUGGGAAAGGUGAUGUUGGAUAAUGGGAAGUCUGACCGUAUUACAAUCAUGGAUGAUGACCAUGCACAAUCAGCACAUUCUGCUGUCACGGAGUAUCGGGUCAUUGAAAGUUCUGAAAAGGGCUAUACAUGGUUAGAGCUAUCUCCCCUUACUGGCAGAAAGCACCAGCUGCGUGUUCACUGUGCUGAGGUACUGGGAACGCCUAUACUUGGGGAUUAUAGAUAUGGGUGGCAAGCUCAUAGAAAGUUGAAGCACCAUCUACCUUAUGGUUUUCCGAGCCAAAGACUUCCUGAUCAGAAGUGGGAUUCUUUAGGCUUCAGUUUGAUGAAUGGAGGCAGUAUAUGUGACAAGCAGCCUCAUCUUCAUCUGCACUGCAAGGAGAUGGUUUUACCCAACAUAUCUCUGGCUUUGCAACAUGCUCAACAAGCUUCAGAUUGUGGUCUGGCAGAUGUCGAGACCAUAAGGCUCUUUGCUCCUUUUCCUUCCCACAUGCAACACAGUUGGGAUCAUUUGAAUUCUUAAUCUCUGUUAUUUUUUCUAAACAUACUACAGAUCAGAUUAGUUUAAUGGAUGUGAUUUUAUUAAGGGAGAUUUCCCAAAAUAGGAGUAAAUGAGGUUUGGAAUUCCAAAAUAGGACUCCUAUAUUUACUGUCCCUGUUUUUUGCUAUUUGCUUCCUUCUUCUCUUUGCCUGAAUUCUACUUUCUGCAGGUGUAUAUCGGUCUGGGGUCCUUGCAUUGCGCUUUGGUCUCUUGACUUGUGCACAUAUGGUUUUCACCUGUAAUUUAGUAAUACUCUUUAGUAAUUUGUUACAAUUUAUUUUUUCCAAAUAUUUGGCAUUGUUCCCAAAUACUUGUAAUUAAUUCCAAAAUACACUUACAUCCUUUUCUGCUUCUUCACCCUUGCUUCUGCUUUCG